AUGUUUUUAAAUCAAUUAUAAAAUCCUCCAUGUCCCGAUCGAUAAAUAGCACACGUACAAAUACAAUUUUCGAGUCUUGUGCAUUAUCAAAAUAUUGGGCUAUAUGGCCCUAAAGACCUACUCAAGUUAACCCAAGCCCAUUGUUAUUUCUCAAAUCUAGCGGGAUCCAAUCUAAUUGGUUGAGAGAGAGUUUGACAUUUCUCAGCUUAACUGUGCAAUGUACCUUUGACUUUCUAAGCCGCCGACGUUGACCAGCUUCUCCAUCUGACUUAUUGUCGCCUUAUUCUUUUGGUUGAAAUUUGGUAGAAUAAAAAAAUAACAUCGACGGUCUUCGCUUUCCUUUUCUCCAAAUAUUCACAUCUCUUUCCUCACCGGAAAAUGUGGUGGCGACAGUGGUCAGCUCCUCCCCUCCUUAUCCUCAUAGUUGCCCUUCUCCUCCCUUCCUUCUCCGCCAUUGAUUUUCUCUACAAUUCCUUCAGCUCAGCAGCAAACAGGAGUGACCUCAUCCUCAUCGAAGAUUCCCGCGUAGACUCCACCGUAAUCCGCCUCAUCAACGAGUCCAAUCAAUACUCCUUAGGCCGAGUUUUCUACCCACAAAAGCUCUCAAUCAUACCCGAUCCAACCCGAAACCCGACCCGACUCUCCUCUUUCUCCACUUCCUUCGUCUUCUCCGUUCUCCCCGAUAUCUCCACCAGCCCUGGCUUCGGACUCUGCUUCGUCCUCUCCAAUUCAACCUCUCCUCCAGACGCAAUCGCCAGCCAAAACUUCGGUCUCUUCCCAAACGUCCCCGUUCGAUUCCCCGCUCCUCUCCUCGCCGUAGAAUUCGACACCGGUCAAAACUCUGAAGUCAACGACAUCGACGGAAACCACAUAGGGAUCGACCUCAACAGCAUCCUAUCCACCAAAUCCGAACCCGCUCGCUACUACGACUCUGUUAAUGGAAGCUUCGUCCCAUUUAACAUGCGUAAUGGACAAAACGUCCGUGCUUGGAUCGAUUUCGACGGACCCAAUUUCGAGAUCAACGUUUCCGUCGCACCCGCCGGUGUCCCUCGACCUCGCCGGCCUACGCUCACCUUCCGUGAUCCGAUUAUCGCGAAUUACGUCUCGGCCGAUAUGUACGUCGGCUUCUCCGCCUCCAAAACGACUUGGGUUGAAGUUCGGAGAAUUCUAGCUUGGAGCUUGAGCGAUACCGGAGCUCCUCGAGAGAUCAACACAACGAAUUUGCCCGUUUUCUUGCUGGAAUCGUCGUCGUCUUCUCUUUCGACUGGAGCAAUCGCCGGGAUUGUUGUCGGUGGUGUGGUCUUCUUGGGUCUAGUUGGAUUUGGAGGUUACUUGAUAUGGAGGAAACUAAUGAGAGAGGAAGAAGAGGAUGAGAUCGAGGAGUGGGAGUUGGAGUUUUGGCCUCACCGCUUCAGCUACGAAGAACUCGCCGACGCUACGGAGGUUUUCUCCUACGAUCGGCUUCUCGGAUCCGGCGGAUUUGGGAAAGUUUACAGAGGAAUUCUGUCGAACAAGAGCGAGGUCGCUGUGAAAUGCGUGAACCAUGAUUCGAAGCAAGGCCUAAGAGAAUUCAUGGCGGAAAUCGAGAGCAUGGGUCGGCUUCAGCACAAGAAUCUAGUUCAAAUGCGAGGAUGGUGUCGCCGGAAAAACGAGCUGAUGCUCGUCUAUGACUACAUGCCAAACGGAAGCCUAAACCAAUGGAUCUUCGACAAACCCAAAGAGCCAAUGACGUGGCGGCGGAGAAGACAGGUGAUCAACGACGUAGCGGAAGGGCUUAACUAUCUCCACCAUGGAUGGGACCAAGUGGUGAUACACCGAGACAUUAAAUCAAGCAACAUCCUUUUGGAUUCCGAGAUGCGUGGGAGGCUAGGCGACUUCGGACUCGCCAAGCUGUACGAGCACGGAGGGGCUCCCAACACGACGCGAGUGGUGGGAACGCUCGGGUAUUUGGCGCCGGAGCUAGCGUCUGCGUCGGCGCCGACGGAGGCGAGCGACGUGUACAGCUUCGGGGUGGUGGUCCUGGAGGUGGUUUGCGGGAGGAGACCGAUAGAGUAUGCGGAGGAGGAGGAUAUGGUGCUUGUGGAUUGGGUUAGGGAUUUGUACGGCGGAGGAAGAGUGGUUGAUGCGGCGGACGAGAGGGUGAGGGGAGAGUGUGGUGCGGCGGAUGAAGUUGAAUUGUUGCUAAAGUUAGGGCUGGCUUGUUGUCACCCUGAUCCAGCUAAGAGACCGACUAUGAGAGAGAUUGUCUCGCUAUUGAUUGGCUCGCCACCGGAGGAUUUGUUGAAUGGACUUACGCCGGCCGCCGCGGACUCUGCCUCAGCACAGUAGCACACGCCCGUUUAGCUUUUGCUGUUUUUGUUUUCUGUUUUGAGGAAGAGUACUAAAAAGUUGAAGAUUGACCUACAAAGUUAAUGAAACUCCAAAGUUUAUUACAUGUUUUGAUUCAUGGGCCUUUGGGCCGUUAAUAUUAUUCGAAAGCCUAUUUA
Messenger RNA from Eutrema salsugineum, 2486 nucleotides. RefSeq names its product L-type lectin-domain containing receptor kinase S.1. The transcript has a single exon. The coding region runs from base 379 to 2328 and encodes 649 amino acids. NCBI's taxonomy places the organism in Eukaryota, Viridiplantae, Streptophyta, Magnoliopsida, Brassicales, Brassicaceae. Gene Ontology annotation, cellular component: plasma membrane. The record is from RefSeq and is a predicted model, not a curated record. Gene Ontology annotation, molecular function: ATP binding; carbohydrate binding; protein kinase activity. Gene Ontology annotation, biological process: protein phosphorylation.